GUCAGACUUCUGGUGGCCCCGCAGCUUCAGCUCGACAUGCUGCUGUUGCUGCUGCUGCUCUGGGGAAUGACAGGGGUAGAGGGUGGCCCUGACGCCACGCAGGGUUACUCGCUGAAUGUGAAAAGGGAGGUGGUGGUGCAAGAGGGCCUGUGUGUCCUCAUUCCUUGUAGGUUCUCCUACCCCACGGGGAAACGGACUGACUCAGACCCGGUUCAUGGAUACUGGUUCCAUAGUGGAGCCAAUACAGGGCAUGAUUUUCCAGUGGCCACAAAUAACCCACAGAGGCCAGUACUGAAGAGGACCCAGGGCCGAUUCUUCCUGCUGGGAGAUCCACAGAAGAACAACUGCUCCCUGGACAUCAGAGAGACCAGGAAGGAGGACACAGGCUCAUACUUCUUUCGCCUGGAAAGAGGAGAAGAGAAGUACAAUUAUAUUUUGAACACGAUGACUCUGCAUGUGACAGCCCUCACUAUCACCCCCCACAUCCUUAUCCCGGAAACCCUGGAGGCUCGCCGUCCCAGCAACCUGACCUGUUCUGCACCUUGGGCCUGUGAGCUCCCCACCUUCUCCUGGACUGGUCCCUCUGUGUCACUCUUGAGCACCAAUGCCAUUGGUUCCUCAGUGCUGACCAUCAUCCCCCAGCCCUGGGACCAUGGCACCAACCUCACUUGUCAGGUGACCCUGCCUGGAACCGGUGUGACCACAAGGACGACCAUCCGUCUCAGUGUGUCAUAUGCUCCAGAGAAUCUAACCAUGACUGUCUACAAAGGAGUUGGUCCAGCAACUACAGCCCUGAGAAAUGGCUCAACACUGACUUUCCUGGAAGGAGAAUCCCUUCAUAUGGUCUGUACUGUUGACAGUAACCCUCCUGCCAGGCUGAGCUGGGCCUAUGAGAACCUCAUUCUGAGUCCCAUACAGUCCUCAACUCCUGGGUUGUUAGAGCUACCUCGAAUGCACCUAAGAUAUGAAGGAAAAUUCACCUGCUCUGCACAGAAUGUUCUUGGAUCUCAGCACAUGUCUCUGAGCCUGUUCUUAAAGCGGAAAUCAGGACUGACGACAGAGGUGAUUCUGCUGGCUGUGGUAGAGGCAGCAGUUAAAGCCCUGCUUCUUGGGCUGUGCCUCAUUAUCCUCAGGUGAGUGCUGCCCCUGAGAGGGGGAAAUGUAUAGGGAAGGCAGCUGCCUGAUGCUAAAUACCAGAGUCCCAGUACUGGGGUACUAGAAAGGGUCUGGG
Molecule: messenger RNA, 1231 nt
Organism: Onychomys torridus (southern grasshopper mouse)
Lineage: Eukaryota; Metazoa; Chordata; Mammalia; Rodentia; Cricetidae
Product: sialic acid-binding Ig-like lectin 12
Exons: 5
Coding region: 37-1137 (366 amino acids)
Biological process (GO): cell adhesion
Cellular component (GO): plasma membrane
Molecular function (GO): sialic acid binding
Source: RefSeq, a predicted model, not a curated record